This is a messenger RNA of Cryptococcus wingfieldii CBS 7118, 939 nucleotides long. RefSeq lists its product as hypothetical. The record is from RefSeq and is a predicted model, not a curated record. Lineage: Eukaryota; Fungi; Basidiomycota; Tremellomycetes; Tremellales; Cryptococcaceae. The transcript is spliced from 6 exons. Bases 1 to 939 code for a protein of 312 amino acids.
AUGGACCGCAGCAUACUCGGAGCAUCCACUGCUCAUAGAGAACCACUCGCAUCCCGCCUCCCCGCCCCCAACACUGCCUCCGCCGUGCGCUCGUCCAGGUCCAAGUCGGCCCAAAUCGCGGGUAUUAAAGGCGCAGCCGUUUACGAAAAUGAUUCGGGAAAGGCAACCAAGGGAAAGAGCGACAUAGUCAAGAGUGGACCUGGGAAGGAUGAGAGUCUGAUGACCAAGAAGCUGAAGGCACUGGAGAAGAGGAUAGAGUGCAAUGCCCAGGUGAAUCGAGACCGAUUCACUUCCCUGGACGACCGCCUCACCCAAAUUCAUCUCCAGCUUCACAGCCAAGCCAGUCUAUCUAGCUCUACAAACUCUGCAACCCUCUCUACCCCCACAAAAGCCAACCCCGGCACAGGGCCUUCGGCGGUCCUCGAGGGCAUGAAGAGCCCACCAGUACCGGCUUUGCAGAAGAAGAUGGACGCGUAUGUGGAGUGGGAGCGGAGUAUGAUAAGCGGCGAUAUCACACUCUCUGGCAUAGAUGACGUGCAAGAGGAAGAGGAUGACGGGGAGGCGGUUCAGCGUGGGAAUGAGGAGUUGGAAGAAAUGAGGGAGAAAAUGACUCAGCAGCAAAAUCAGAUUGAUGCUUUAGUAGCGCAGAAUGCACAACAGACGGAGCAAAUCGCAUAUCUCAUCUCCCACUUUUCCCAAUCUCAACAAACCAUUGAAGCGCUCCAGUUCGACAUGGCUGUAGAGCAGGGUAAGUUUGCGGAUAUGGAGAGUAGGCUCGAGGCGAUGGUAGAGGAUGCGGAUGAUGUGAGGGACGCCAGUUUGCUUAUUGAUACCGCUCCUGAGGUGGACGACAUGACUGUUGACGAGCCCGAUACAUUUCACAAACGUAAAGCUGAAGAGGAGGAUGAUGAGAUUCCGUCGAAACGAGUAUCGCUAUAG